Molecule: messenger RNA, 201 nt
Organism: Sphaeroforma arctica JP610
Lineage: Eukaryota; Ichthyosporea; Ichthyophonida
Exons: 1
Source: RefSeq, a predicted model, not a curated record
GUCGGUCGAAAACGGGAUUACAAAGAAAGCAGCAAGGAAAGCAACAAAAAGCCAUCGCUCAUGUUGGAUUUGACACAGAUUAAGCAAGCUUUGAUAUUGCACGUUGUGCCCGAUCAGGCACUCUGCGAUGUGGAAAUCCCCGAGAAGCUCAACGUCGGAUUCCUGAGGAAAGCUACGUACAGUGAUUUAAUGGAAGACUAA